AUGGACAACGCUGAAGUGGGAAUUGUGAAUUGCCAGCCGGACAUCUACGACGAUGCGGUGGUCUUCAUAACGGGUGCCACGGGAUUUGUGGGCAAGACGCUGCUGGAGAAGCUGCUCUGGAGUUUUCCGCGGAUUAAGCGCAUAUACAUGCUGAUCCGUCCCAAGGGCGGAGUCACGGUGCAGGAACGAUUCCGUGGAUUCCUCCAGAAUCCCAUUUUUGAGCGUCUGACGGCCGAGCAUCCGGAGCGGCUGAAGAAGAUCUUUUACUUUUCGGGAAACAUUGAAGACGACAACUUCGGUUUGAAUGAGUCCGACAGAGCCGUGCUGUGUGCCGAGGUGAACAUAAUCUUCCACAGUGCAGCCACGGUGCGCUUCAAUGAGUGCCUGAAGGUCUCGGCCCGCGUCAACUCCCAAGCCACCUUCAAUCUUCUGGAACUGUGCAGGGAGAUGGCUCAACUGCGCAGCUUUCUGUACGUUUCCACGGCCUACUGCAAUCCGGGUCGCAAGUACGUGGACGAGCAGGUCUACCCAACGAUGCCGCCGGUGGACUGGCGGCAGUUCCUCGCCUGCACGCAGAAGAUACCCGAUGACUACCUGAACCGCCUGGCGGACUACAUAAAAGGUCCACAUGUCAACACCUACACCUUUACCAAGUCCAUUGCCGAGCAGAUAGUCAACGCGUAUAGGCACGUGAUUCCCAUCGUCAUCGUGAGACCCUCGAUAGUGACAGCGGCUUAUCGAGAGCCCUAUCCCGGUUGGAUCGACAAUAUCCAGGCCAUCAGCGGGAUCAUGAUGGAGAUCGGCAAGGGAGGCAUCAGCAGCAUCCUUGGAGACAAGAAUUUGAUAUGUGACAUUAUACCAGUGGACUUUGUGGUCAACGCCAUGAUCAUGAUGGUUAGCAAGGCGCAGUUGGGCAGCUUGAGCAUCUGCAACGCCACCUCGGGAGUGACCAAUCCCAUCACCUGGCAGCGUCUGGGGGAACUCACCAUGAAGUGGUCCCGCAUCUAUCCCACAAUGCGAAUGAUCAUGUUUCCCAACUUCAAGUACAGAUGUAGUUCCAUGAAGCACGAAGUGGCGGUGUGGGUGCUGCACUUUGUGCCCGCCCUGCUGAUGGAUCUGCGUACCCUCCUGCUGGCCCAGAAGAAGCGCCUGGUCACGCCCAUAGCCAAGAAGUUUCGACAGGCCUGUCUGGCAGGCAGCUUCUUUUCACUGAACGAAUGGAUCUUCAAGAACAAAAGUCGCUUUUAUUUCAAGGAGCUCAUCAAUAAUGGCACAUAUCCCACGCUCUAUUGGAACCUAGAGGAGCUCGACUACGACGACUAUGUUAGACGCCACAUGAUCGGCAUAAAUAAAUACCUUCACCGCGAAAAGUUCACCGUUGAUGCCAACAAAUUUAUGGUGACCAGGAUCUACUGGUUUUGGAUUUUCCUGCAUCUGCUUUUCUACAUGAUGCUUGUGCUCUUCAUAUUUUAAUAAAAUUAAGCU
This is a messenger RNA of Drosophila kikkawai, 1485 nucleotides long. Its product is annotated as putative fatty acyl-CoA reductase CG5065. Gene Ontology annotation, cellular component: peroxisome. Gene Ontology annotation, biological process: long-chain fatty-acyl-CoA metabolic process. Lineage: Eukaryota; Metazoa; Arthropoda; Insecta; Diptera; Drosophilidae. The record is from RefSeq and is a predicted model, not a curated record. Gene Ontology annotation, molecular function: alcohol-forming very long-chain fatty acyl-CoA reductase (NADP+) activity.